CGUGGUAUUUAAUUUUGCAUGAAGUUCACCAUUAAGAAGACAAACCAAACAUAAAGCAACCAAACCACUCCUGUAUGUACAUACAUAGCCAAUCGGUUUUAUUAUUCAGUGCCAAAUCUGUUCCAUAACUAGCAGAAAGGUGACGUCUGGCUAGAUAUUUGACAAAACAUUCUAUAUUUUACAUGCACUCAAUACACCGACAAGUAAGGACACAUGCAGUUAGUUUGAGAUUUCAAUUGAAUUGUCGCUUCAUGCCGGCGAGAGAGGAUUUGUUGGCGAUACAUGGAAUCAUGUUACAUAUUUACGUACAACAGAAUAGUCGGCCAAUAUGGGAAAUAUCCACGCUUGAAGAACUUCGGAAUUUUAGUUCAUUGUAUUGGAACUACGAGGGAUUGGCGUGAAGCGAAUUCAAGAAAGACUGACUGUGAUCCGUACUGCAUGCAAAUUUUGAACAAUUUAAGGAAUUGUGCUACUAACUUAUCUAUAAAUAAUAAAGUGCUUCUUUCAAUACAUAAAAAUUUGACUGUGAUCAAACCGUCCAAUCUACAUACUGUAGGGUUUAUAUUAUACUAAAGUGUCGGAAAUACGUUCAUAUUCGCCUGAAAAGUGCCACACAGAAAGCAAGAUGGUGAUCAAGGAGGACACACAGUCUCCAAAAUCUUCAAAGGAAAAAAAGAAGAAGACUGAAGCUGCUUCGAAACCGGAUGAAACUCUUCUCAAACCAAAGUGCAUUUGUGAAAUUUGUACAUGCGGGGGUCAUCGAUGUCCUCACAAUGACUUUAAGAUUGACUAUAUCAAAGAACACCUUGUGUCCGGAUCGCAUGAAACGGGGAGUUCAGAAAGUCGGGAGCAGUAUAAAACCUUUAGCCAAGUGGAAAGAGGAUCUGUGAUUAAACGAGGUCAGACCACGUUACAACUGGAAGGUGAAAUGGACCUCGUGUCAUCUUACGGUGACGAAUUUCAAAAGAAACAAGCAGAGCAAACCAAAAGGUUUAAACAUGAUGGCAACCUGAGUCUAACAACAUCAGGUGGCGACUACUCAUCAAUGACACAUUUGGUCAGCGAAGUAGGCGGGCAUCAUGGGCAAGUGACCUCCAAGAGCGUUAAUGAACAAAUGCAGCAAAGUCUUUCAACCUCAACGUCUACUUCUACCGUCCAACAACAAUCAUCAUCGUCCAAGCAGGAGAUGAGCAGUUCCAUGAAGGCUGAGACUAGUUCAUCUGCUAUGAUGACCUCGUCUUCCUCGGAUCAGCAGCAAUUUAGCUCGUCCUCAAUGACCACGGGGGGUGAACAGAUGGAGUAUUCUCUGGACAAUGCUGCUUCAUUGUCUCUGCAACGUGGCACCAAAACCCGGCUGCGUGGAGGAAAACUUGAGACUGUGCCGGAUGAGUAUUUGUACGCCAAAGGGAUAAAAAUUGUCUCCACGUCAGAAAGUCUUUCCGAGUUGGAGAAAAAUCUGGCCAAGGGUCCGGAUGGUGCCGUUGUUAUCUCGUCCAGCAGUAAAUCUGGAACUCAAGAAAUGUCCAGCAGCUCUUCAGCCCAUGCAAUGGAAACCGUCCAACAAAGUAGUCGCAGUGAAAUGAUGUCCGACUCUAAAACAAGCACUGAAAGUAGUAGUUUUUACGUCACGGACCAACAACAAUCAGACCUGAAGUCGUCAGAUUCCACAUUAAUAUCGAAAACCAAUAAGUCACUGAACACAGUAGCUGGAUUAUCUUCAGAUCAACGCUUACGAUCUGAAGAUUCCAGCUCCAUGCGGAAACUUGUCCGUGGUCCAGGGACGACGAAGAGAAUUCUUCGUGGGGGCAAAAUGGAAUCUGUCUUUGUCGAAGGCGAUGUGCUCGGCUAUGAGGAUGAGCUUGCAACAUUUCACCAAUCACUGUAUGGGGACUCCUCGUCCUCCAAAAUGGUGACUGAUAAUGUCGACGUUAGUCAGUCCGGGUACACUUCCAUGCAACAAAAUAUCUACUCCAGUGAAUCCACCACCAAUAACCAAGGCACUACCAAAAGCCGUUCCGAAUUUGCCCAGUCUACAUCCGAAGGUAGGCAUGCUGGAGGCGAUGGCGAAAUUUUAACUAAAUCCAAGACCGUUGUGUACGACAGUGGUGCUGGUCCAAGCCCAUAUUCAACGAGUCAUACAUCCAGAACUGUGCUACGAGGUGGAAAGGUUGUUAACGUUUCUGAAGACCAUGUUUCCUCUGAUGUUAGUGAAAGUCAGAGACUAAUUCAACAGUCGAGUGACGAUCUGAAGCAAUUAGGACAAUUCACAACCACAUCAAAGACCAGCAAGUUAUCAGGCCAGGAGACAACCAAACAGCAAAAAUCAUCCACUCAGACAAGCAAACUAUCAGAGUCCAUGAUUCAAUCCAUGAGUGAAAAUAUUGACACCUCAUCUUCCUCCAUAAUCACGGAACAAAUUGCGAGACAACAGCAGCAGUUGGAUUCAAAUCGGAUUCGUGGUGAGUAUCGAGGCUCCAGAACUGAAACCGUGACUGGGGGCACGACGCAUGACUUUGGAGAUGUCAAAGGUCUCACAGUCGUUACCCAUUCGAAGUCAUCCAUGGAGCAAACUGAAGACCAAAAGUUGGCUCAAGCUCAACUCCAAUCUUUGACCCAGUCCUCGUCAGUCUACGGAGUAAACAUUGAAUCGUCACUGCGAGGUGCGAGAGUCAAAGAAAUUCAGGAGAGAGAAAUUUCACGUGGAAUCGUUCGACUGAGUGAUCUUGGGCUGGAGACGACAGAAAACGUGGAGAAAUCCAUUACAGAAAUCAAAUCUGCAAAAGUCUCCGACACUGUCGAAAUUGAUGAGAGAAUCGAAAGUAAGACAACUUCAUCAGAUAUCCAAACUUUCCGUUACGAAGAAAUGUCAGAGUCAGAGCGAAGAAAUGCACUCAUUAUGAGAAAUCAAAGGAAUCGAGUCACUGGUUCAGCAAUGAUUGAGGACACGUACGAUGUUUCAACAAAAUUCGACAGCCGAGACAAAUAUGACAAGAUUACCACCGCCGUGGAAGAUGAACGUCACGCUGCUACCACCUUUUUGGAGCAAGUAGACAAUAAAAACCAGGUUCUUGACACGACUUACAUUGUGUAUCCUCGCCAGACUCCCAUCAGGCGAGAAGACAAUUUAAGGGUGGAGGACUCGACCAGUUCCACCAACUACCUUAGCACCAAUCGGAGUGAUUAUGACGAAAAGAGGUCUUCCACCACGAGAGGAAUUCGACGCAACACGUUCACAAAGACUGAGGGUGACAUGAGCUUUGAAACCACGGCGAAAAGUGAGUACUAUGAAAAAAGCAGUCCUGGGGAGAGACCAACGAUGCAGAGACAAAACACGUGGACCAAGAUGGAGGGAGACAUGCAAACCACGACGACGAGUAAGGAACAGUUCAGAACUGUGAAGGGGGAGAGGUCCACGCCCAUUCUUCACAAGGAUAAUCUGCAUCCUGAAGGACCUUUUUAUGGGAAGGUGAGGGAAGAAGCACCAAAAGCCGACAGGGUCAAACCAAUGAAAUACGUGGACAACUUGAGACCAGAGGGCGAAUUUUACAACCAAAGAAAAACCGAAAUAUGGCAAAAAGGUGAAAGGGCUGAACGAGUUGUGCAUGAAGAUAAUAUUCACAUGGAAGGACAAUUUGAUAGCAUCACCACAUCGCAAACAGAUUACACGGCUACAACUCGAGGCGAUAGAUACAGUAUGAAGAAGCCCGUUGAUAAUUUAAAACAGGAAGGACCAUUUUACAAGUCCCCAGAAAAAGAAAUUCCAAAGGGAGAGAAACGUUCGCCCGUGAAACAUCCAGAUAAUUUGAAAGUUGAAGGCGAGUUCUAUAAACCUGUGAAAGCGUCCGUACAACCCGGUGAAAGACGACAACCUGCGAAAAAACCAGACAAUUUACACCCAGAAGGUGAAUUUUACCAACGCCCUGAUCAAGGUGCUCCCCUAAGAGGAGAUCGAGCCGAUAUUAAGAAACCGGUGGACAACUUAAGACCGGAAGGUGAGUUUUAUAAGCCUCUAAAGGAGUCCGUCCAACCUGGAGAGAAAGCAAAGCCUAUUCGACAGUCCGAUAAUCUACACCCAGAAGGUGAGUUUUACCAACGCCCUGAUCAAGGAGCUCCAUUGAGAGGAGAUAGAGCGGACGUGAAGAAACCCAUUGACAACCUCAGACCUGAAGGCGAGUUCUAUAAGCCGCCGAAGGAUACCGUGCAACAAGGAGAAAAAGCUAAGCCAAUCAGACAGCUCGAUAACUUACGCCCAGAAGGAGAAUUUUAUCAACGUCCGGAACAAGGCGCCCCUAUCAGAGGAGAUCGAGCCGAUAUUAAGAAGCCCGUGGACAAUCUUAGGCCUGAAGGCGAAUUUUAUAAACCACUGAAAGAGUCCGUUCAACCUGGAGAGAAAGCAAAGCCUAUUCGACAGUCCGAUAAUUUGUACCCUGAAGGCGAAUUUUAUCAGCGACCCGACCAAGGCGCCCCUCUUAAAGGGGAUCGAGCCGAUAUCAAGAAACCUGUCGAUAAUCUCCGACCUGAGGGUGAAUUUUACAAACCGCUGAAGGAAAUAGUCCAAUUAGGAGAGAAAGCUAAACCAAUUCGACAGCUCGACAAUUUACAUCCAGAAGGAGAGUUCUACCAACGUCCUGAACAAGGAACGCCAUUAAGAGGCGAAAGGGCGGAUGUGAAGAAACCCAUUGACAACCUCCGACCUGAAGGCGAAUUUUAUAAACCACUGAAGGAAUCGAUUCAACCUGGAGAAAAAGCAAAGCCUAUCCGACAGGCCGAUAAUUUGUACCCUGAAGGAGAAUUUUACCAACGUCCUGAACAUGGAGCUCCCCUUAGAGGAGAACGAGCUGAUGUUAAGAAACCCGUGGAUAAUCUCAGACUCGAAGGCGAAUUUUAUAAACCUCUGAAAGAGUCCGUUAAACCGGGAGAGAAGGCAAAACCAAUUCGACAACUCGAUAACCUUCAUCCAGAAGGUGACUUUUACCAACGCCCUGAACAAGGAGCUCCCCUCAAAGGGGAUCGAGCGGAUAUUAAGAAACCGGUUGAUAACUUAAGGCCGGAAGGUGAGUUUUACAAGCCGCUGAAGGAGUCUGUCCAGCCUGGAGAGAAGGCAAAGCCUAUUCGACAGUCCGAUAAUUUGUACCCUGAAGGAGAAUUUUAUCAAAGACCUGAACAAGGGACCCCCCUAAAAGGUGAUCGAGCUGAUAUUAAGAAACCCGUCGAUAACCUCAGACCCGAAGGCGAGUUUUAUAAGCCACUCAAAGAGUCUGUACAACCAGGAGAGAAAGCAAAGCCUAUUAGACAAGCCGAUAAUUUGUACCCUGAAGGAGAGUUUUACCAGAGACCCGACCAAGGCGCCCCUCUCAAAGGAGAUCGAGCCGAUAUUAAGAAACCUGUCGAUAACCUGAAGCCCGAAGGUGAAUUUUAUAAGCCACUGAAGGAAUCUGUUCAAACUGGAGAGAAGGCAAAGCCUAUUAGACAAUCGGAUAAUUUGUACCCGGAAGGAGAAUUUUACCAACGCCCAGAACAAGGAGCUCCGUUAAGAGGGGAAAGAGCGGAUGUGAAGAAACCCAUCGAUAAUCUGAAACCUGAAGGUGAGUUUUAUAAGCCACGUAAGGAGUCUGUCCAACCUGGAGAAAAGGCAAAGCCUAUUAGACAGUCGGAUAAUUUAUACCCUGAAGGUGACUUUUACCAGAGACCCGACCAAGGGGCCCCUCUCAGAGGGGAACGAGCUGACGUGAAGAAACCCGUCGAUAAUCUCCGACCUGAGGGCGAAUUUUAUAAACCACCGAAAGAGUCGAUUAAACCGGGUGAGAAAGCCAAACCAAUUCGACAGCUUGACAAUUUGCAUCCAGAAGGUGAAUUUUACCAACGUCCUGAACAAGGAGCUCCCCUUAGAGGAGAUCGAGCCGAUAUUAAGAAACCAGUGGACAACUUAAGACCUGAAGGUGAGUUCUACAAGCCGCUGAAGGAGUCUGUGCAACCAGGAGAAAAAGCCAAGCCUAUCCGACAGGCCGAUAAUUUGUACCCCGAAGGCGAAUUUUAUCAACGUCAGGAACAAGGCGCCCCUCUCAAGGGGGAUCGAGCAGAUGUAAAGAGACCCAUCGAUAAUCUUCGACCUGAGGGCGAAUUUUAUAAACCGCUGAAGGAAUCUGUCCAACCCGGAGAGAAAGCCAAACCAAUUCGACAGCCUGACAAUCUGCAUCCAGAAGGUGAAUUUUAUCAACGUCCUGAACAAGGAGCACCCCUCAGAGGAGAUCGAGCAGAUGUGAAGAGACCAGUGGAUAAUCUGCACCCUGAAGGAGAAUUUGUGCAGCGUGAAAAAACAGACCAAUGGGUUCGAGGAGUCCGAGCAGAUAAAGUAAUUCACGAAGAUAAUAUCCGCAUGGAGGGUAGCAUCCAGAACAUCACUUCCUCCAUGGUGGAUUAUCAGCACGUUCGCUCAGAGAAGAGUGAAGCUAUUCGGCAUGCUGACAAUUUGGUCAUCGAAGGUGAAUUUUACAAGAAACCAAAGGAACAGUUGCAACCUGGCGAAAGACGGCAACCUGUGAAACAGCCUGACAACCUACGCCCAGAAGGUGACUUUUAUCAACGCCCUGAACAAGGAGCUCCCCUCAGAGGAGAUCGAGCCGAUAUUAAGAAACCCGUCGAUAACUUAAGACCUGAAGGUGAGUUCUACAAGCCGCUGAAGGAGUCUGUGCAACCAGGGGAAAAAGCCAAACCUAUUCGACAGGCCGAUAAUUUGUACCCUGAAGGAGAAUUUUACCAACGCCCUGAACAAGGAACGCCAUUAAGAGGUGAAAGGGCGGAUGUGAAGAAACCCAUUGAUAACCUCAGACCUGAAGGCGAAUUUUAUAAACCACUCAAAGAGUCUGUACAACCAGGAGAGAAAGCAAAGCCUAUUCGACAGGCCGAUAAUUUGUACCCUGAAGGAGAAUUUUAUCAACGUCCUGAACAAGGCGCCCCUCUCAAAGGAGAUCGAGCCGAUAUUAAGAAACCCGUCGAUAACCUCAGACCCGAAGGCGAAUUUUAUAAGCCAGUUAAAGAGUCUGUACAACCAGGAGAGAAAGCAAAGCCUAUUAAACAACUCGACAAUUUAUACCCUGAAGGAGAGUUUUAUAAGCCGCUGAAGGAGUCUGUCCAAUCAGGGGAGAAAGCGAAGCCUAUUAAACAACUCGACAAUUUAUACCCUGAAGGAGAGUUUUACCAGAGACCCGACCAAGGUGCCCCUCUCAAGGGGGACCGAGCCGAUAUUAGGAAACCCGUCGAUAAUCUCAAGCCUGAGGGCGAAUUUUAUAAGCCACUGAAGGAAUCCGUUAAACCAGGAGAGAAGGCAAAACCAAUUCGACAACUCGAUAACCUUCAUCCAGAAGGUGACUUUUACCAACGGCCUGAACAAGGAGCUCCGUUAAGAGGGGAAAGAGCAGAUGUGAAGAAACCCGUCGAUAAUCUUAAACCGGAGGGUGAAUUUUAUAAACCACUGAAGGAAUCGAUUCAACCUGGAGAAAAAGCAAAGCCUAUCCGACAGGCCGAUAAUUUGUACCCUGAAGGAGAAUUUUACCAACGUCCUGAACAUGGAGCUCCCCUUAGAGGAGAACGAGCUGAUGUUAAGAAACCCGUGGAUAAUCUCAGACCCGAAGGCGAAUUUUAUAAACCUCUGAAAGAGUCCGUUAAACCGGGAGAGAAGGCAAAACCAAUUCGACAAGUCGACAAUCUUCAUCCAGAAGGUGACUUUUACCAACGCCCUGAACAAGGAGCUCCCCUCAAAGGGGAUCGAGCGGAUAUUAAGAAACCGGUUGAUAACUUAAGGCCGGAAGGUGAGUUUUACAAGCCGCUGAAGGAGCCUGUCCAGCCUGGAGAGAAGGCAAAGCCUAUCCGACAGGCCGAUAAUUUGUACCCCGAAGGCGAAUUUUAUCAACGUCAGGAACAAGGCGCCCCUCUCAAGGGGGAUCGAGCAGAUGUAAAGAGACCCAUCGAUAAUCUUCGACCUGAGGGCGAAUUUUAUAAACCGCUGAAGGAAUCUGUCCAACCCGGAGAGAAAGCCAAACCAAUUCGACAGCCUGACAAUCUGCAUCCAGAAGGUGAAUUUUAUCAACGUCCUGAACAAGGAGCACCCCUCAGAGGAGAUCGAGCAGAUGUGAAGAGACCAGUGGAUAAUCUGCACCCUGAAGGAGAAUUUGUGCAGCGUGAAAAAACAGACCAAUGGGUUCGAGGAGUCCGAGCAGAUAAAGUAAUUCACGAAGAUAAUAUCCGCAUGGAGGGUAGCAUCCAGAACAUCACUUCCUCCAUGGUGGAUUAUCAGCACGUUCGCUCAGAGAAGAGUGAAGCUAUUCGGCAUGCUGACAAUUUGGUCAUCGAAGGUGAAUUUUACAAGAAACCAAAGGAACAGUUGCAACCUGGCGAAAGACGGCAACCUGUGAAACAGCCUGACAACCUACGCCCAGAAGGUGACUUUUAUCAACGCCCUGAACAAGGAGCUCCCCUUAGAGGAGAUCGAGCCGAUAUUAAGAAACCCGUCGAUAACCUUAGACCUGAGGGUGAAUUUUAUAAACCACUCAAAGAGUCUGUCCAACCAGGAGAGAAAGCAAAGCCUGUUAGACAACUUGAUAAUUUGUUCCCUGAAGGAGAAUUCUACCAGAGGCCCGACCAGGGGGCCCCUCUUAAGGGGGAACGGGCUGAUGUGAAGAAACCCGUCGAUAAUCUCCGACCUGAGGGCGAAUUUUAUAAACCACCAAAGGGAUCGGUCCAACCUGGAGAGAAAGCCAAACCUAUUAGACAGCUGGACAAUUUGCAUCCAGAAGGUGACUUUUAUCAACGCCCUGAACAAGGAGCUCCCCUCAGAGGAGAUCGAGCCGAUAUUAAGAAACCCGUCGAUAACUUAAGACCUGAAGGUGAGUUUUACAAGCCGCUGAAGGAGUCUGUCCAGCCUGGAGAGAAGGCCAAACCUAUUCGACAGGCCGACAAUUUGUACCCUGAAGGAGAAUUUUACCAACGACCUGAACAAGGAACGCCAUUAAGAGGUGAAAGGGCGGAUGUGAAGAAACCCGUGGAUAACCUCAGACCUGAAGGCGAAUUUUAUAAGCCACUCAAAGAGUCUGUCCAGCUAGGGGAAAAAGCAAAGCCUAUUAGACAACUAGACAAUUUGUUCCCUGAAGGAGAAUUUUACCAGAGACCCGACCAAGGUGCCCCUCUCAAGGGGGACCGAGCCGAUAUUAGGAAACCCGUCGAUAAUCUCAAGCCUGAGGGCGAAUUUUACAAGCCACUGAAGGAGUCCGUCAAACCUGGAGAGAAAGCAAAACCAAUUCGACAACUCGAUAACCUUCAUCCAGAAGGUGACUUUUACCAACGUCCUGAACAAGGAACGCCAUUGAGAGGUGAAAGGGCGGAUGUGAAGAAACCCGUCGAUAAUCUCAAACCCGAAGGAGAAUUUUACAAACCGCUGAAGGAAUCUGUCCAACCUGGAGAGAAGGCAAAACCGAUUAAGCAUGGAGACAAUUUGUUUCCGGAAGGAGAGUUCUAUCAACGACCAGAGCAGGGAGGUCCACUUAAGGGCGAUCGGGCAGAUGUUAAACGUCCGUUGGAUAAUCUCAAGAUGGAAGGUAAAAUGUACACUGAUACGAGAAAAACUACCAUUAUCCGUGGUGAACGGGCUGAAAUCAAGAGACAUCAAGACAACCUCAAAGUAGAAGAUUCUGAAGAUAUGUAUUUUCCCGUGAGUACAAACGAUAUUCGAUUCACGAAGGGAGAACGCUACGACCCAAAGAAGCAUGCAUCAACUUUAAGGCUUGAGGGUGACCUAGACUUUUCUAAUAACAAGAAAUUCUACUCUAGCCCGUUCAUCUCAUCUCCAUUAAUUGAACGGAGAACGUUGAUAAAACCAAAGGAUAACUUGGCCGUUGCUCCUCUUAUCAGAUAUGAAAAUCGGACAUUUUCACCAAUCAUUUUUAGCAGACAGUCCCCCACUUUCUCAGAUUACUCAGAUUCAUUGUCUCCCUUCAAUGACGGGGUCACAUCUCAGUUUGAGCACAUGGAAAGAUUUUACGGCGAUGCAAACAACCUUGAUCUUGGUGACGGUAAUGAAUGGGAAAGUAAGUUGCCCGAGGAUCAUAGCAUGCCUGAUAUGAGUCGAUUGGACUCUAUGAGAUUUAAGGAUCAUCUGUAUCUAGUGGGACGAAUUUCCCCCCAAGACGAAGACUUGCAACUGAAUUCUAUAGGCGAUUAUGGGAGACAGCAACAACUCUUUCCUCCAAUCAAUCAAAAAAAUAUUACAGAAGACUUACAAAACAACAACUUGGGUCAACACCGUAAACGUGACAAGAGAAGCUUGGACUAUAGAGGUGAAUUUACUAGUCGAGUUAUCGGUACCGUACCAAAGGGUGAAAGGAGGGCGCCUAUAAAACCUGAAGACACAUUACACCCAGAAGGGAGCUUCUAUGACAGACCCAAGGAGAAUAUUCCGCUCAAAGGCGACCGCUCUCCAAUUAAAAUUCCUAAAGAUAAUUUAAAAAUGACCGGCGACUUUUACUCUCCAAAGAAAGAUCAAGUGGUCCCUAAAGGUGAAAGAUACGAUGUGAAGAAGCACCAAGACAAUUUGAAGAUGGAAGGAAAAAUUGAUUUUGUCAAUAAAAAAGCGACAUUGACAAAGGGAGAACGAGCCCUCGUCGUGAAACGAUCUGAUAACUUGAAGGUCGGCGAAGGGGAAAUGCAGCUCAUGACGACACAAAAGUCAUUACACCAGUCAAGUUCCGAUACUCGCUUGUCGAAAUUGACCAAAGAGAGCUCAUCUGGAGUGGUCAGAAAGCAAACCAGUUCCCAGAUUAUACUAGGUGAUGACAUUGGUGAUGCCAGAUUUGAAAGGACUACGACUGCGAAACGCACAACCGUCGAAAAUCGAAACCUUGAAAAUGGUCACAUGACUGUCAACAAAUCCAUAGAAUCUCGUACAACAAAUGCUGCAGAAACACGAGUAUCAUCCGAUCGUUCCACUGAGCAGAAAUUAUUAUCUCAAUCAAUGUCCGCCAAAUCGGCAUAUGACCAGUCCAUGGUUUUGAACGACGUUCAAAAGACUGGAUCAUCUGCAACACAAAUUCAGACCUCCUCGAGUCAGGACAAGACAGUUGGGACUACCAGUAGCAGCACCCACCUAGCAUCCUCUCAACAAUCCUCCCAAAUGACUUCGUCCCAACUUCGUGCCAAUCAGAAGGGAACCAAAGAGGUGCAAGUUACCAGAGAGGUCACAGUGACCAAAAGAAAUGACCCACACACCGGAGAAAUAAUCACGACAACUACGACCACUUCUACAAAAACCCCCACUUCUCAACGUACGAGUGAAAUGUCGUCUAUGAAAAGUUUAGAAUCACAACAGCAGAUAAGUUCCCAGCAGCGUCAUCAACAAGAAAUUACGAGCAGUUUAGCAAAAUCAGAGCAAAGAUCAACGACACAGCAGCAAGAAAUUAGUUCUUCCUCUGCAGCAACAAGCAGUAAACAACAGCAGUUGUCCAGUAAUGUUAAGUCUCAAGCCAUAUCUGAGUCUCGGUCGACACAGCAACUGACGGGCUCAACUUUAGGUCAGACAAAAGUGACCACUAUCAAUGGAACCGAGUCCGCAGCAGGGGCGGCCAGUGGUGGAGACGCUGUGACCAAUACUGCGUUUGCGUCUAGCUUAAGAGCUACUUCUGGGAGCAACGUAAACCAAGCUUCUGGAACACAAAAUCAUAACCGAAGUCAAACAUUGAUAGGUCAAAGUGAUUCCAUCAACACAGAGCGUAGAUUAGCAUCAUCCUCUUCAGCAGCAUACGGGGCCACUUCUGGGCAAUGCGCUGUCCAUUCCCACGCGUCCAACAAUUACGCAAAUACUAGUAAUAACAAUACUCUUGCAAGUGCCAGAAUGGUUUCGGGAAAUCAGGGGUCAAGAAAUGUCAUAUCCUCGCAUGAUGCUCAGCGAUACUCCUACAGUCACAAUCAACAGCAGUCGCAAAUACAGUCAAAUCAGUCUCGAAGUCAGGUUCAGUCUUCAUCAUCUUCAUCUCAAGUUAUCCAACACAACAUUGGCUAUUCGGGUGGAAUGAGAGCCCAGAAAAUUGUCCAUUCGGACAACUUGACCCUAGGAAAAGGUUCUUUUGAGGGCCAAGCCUCUUCGAAAACCUAUGGUCAUUAUCAAAUCAAGGAGCGCGUCGUCCCAGUCCGUUCCACUCAGCAGUCCAGCAUUUCUUUGGGCUCAUUCUCAGCAGAGACUGGGAGUUCCAGUUAUCAAAAACAGUACAUCCAGCAGAAAAUUACUCCGUGUCCUGCUGCGAUGAUCGAGUCUGCCAGGUCGCCUUAUAAAUUGGAACGCCAAACAUCGUCGCAUAAAUUUUAUAUGCCCCGAGUUUCAGACUAACCUUCAGAGUUAAUAUUAUUCCAGUGACUGUGGCAUUUUUUAACAUUUUUGAAUGUGACCAUUCCUAAUAUUAACCAUUAACUUACUAUGUCAGAAAUCCACUCAUUCCUUACUAACUAAUGAUUAUAAUUCAAUGAUGGUGAUAAAAAUUAUAAACUUUACGUGCAGACGUGAUAUAGCCCGAGCCAAUCAUUUUCUCUGUCUUACAAAAGUGGCAUUUUAUUAGGUAUCAAUUUCCCCUGUAAAAUUUUUACCUUUCCAAUUGACUGCUAAAACCAGCAUGACUCCUUGUACCAUUGGACUCAUCCUCAAUUAUACCCAUUUUUAUAUCCAACUAAGUUUUGCGAUUGACGCUUUAAUGUUAAUCGUAAGUUGGUCAAAAUCGGUUCAGUGGUUGAUCCUUUAAGUAGCGUAUCGCAUACUGUCCGUAAUACGGAGUCCGUAUUACGGACAUGAUUGGAAACUACUUGGUUCGGGCUAAAAACCACCUGUUCCUCAUUAAAUUUGUUUCAUAUUUGAUUAACAAUGCAGUUGCGAUGUUGAUUGUUGAGUAAUUAACGCAAAUAAAAAUACAUGUAAAUCUACAAAAGUAA
Folsomia candida is the source of this 12963-nucleotide messenger RNA. RefSeq lists its product as uncharacterized. The transcript has 41 exons. Gene Ontology annotation, cellular component: centriole; sperm flagellum; ciliary basal body. The record is from RefSeq and is a predicted model, not a curated record. Gene Ontology annotation, molecular function: microtubule binding. Lineage: Eukaryota; Metazoa; Arthropoda; Collembola; Entomobryomorpha; Isotomidae. The coding region runs from base 626 to 12370 and encodes 3914 amino acids. Gene Ontology annotation, biological process: microtubule anchoring.